AUGGCCAGCGUCUCUGCUGCUCGUUUCAAUGUCCUAGAAGAGCUGCUGGGCCUUGAGGCGACAAACUUCGCCACCACAGAGGUAGAACUACCGCUGGAACGCCUCAAGUACCUUGCCUCGCUUCUUGAGUUGAGGCUGACGGAGGAGUUCGACGCCGACGUGGUCAUCCAGACGCCCACGAACAAGAAUGAUGGCACUGUCAUCUCGACAAGCGUCCUGAAGACGGAGAGCCUGGAGGUAUCGGUACCAGACAACAACCGCUUUGAGCAGGAUCGGUCUAAGAGCUCCAGCAAGGCAAGCAGCUAUGCCAUGAUGCCCGAGGACAACGACGUGAAUCCCAGCAUCGGAACUCCCGGGGGCUUCCGAGGUAGGCCGGCCGCGCAUGGGAAGGAGUAUGUCCCGCUUGGACGGCGGUUGAGGAAGAUCUCAGCAACUUGGGUCGGUUUCCCCAAGUCCUUCGUCACAGCCAAGGCCGGCAACACCAUCGUAAGCCUGCCGACGGGCGCAGGCAAGACGUUGGUGGCGGUGCUCUGCAUCGACCACUUCCUGGAGCAGGGAGCGAAACGUGUCAUGUUCGUCGUCCCAACCACGGUGCUCGUCAAGCAGCAGGCACAGUACUGUCGAGAUCGCUGCCAGCAGCGACACAGCGUGGCAGAGCUGUCUGGGACGAAGAUGGACUCAUGGACCAAGCUGAAUUGGAGCAGGUGCUUGCAGGACAAUGCAGUCCUCGUGGGCACACCAGAGGUCUUCCGUCGGGCUUUGGUGGACUGUGGCUUCAUCCAGGUGUUAGACUUCUCCCUGAUCAUCUUCGAUGAGUGUCACAAUGCCACUGGCAACUCGCCCAUGGCGGGCAUCAUGCGAGAUGCCGUGUGGACGCUUGCCCUGGGUCUCACAGACUGA
Messenger RNA from Symbiodinium natans, 900 nucleotides. NCBI's taxonomy places the organism in Eukaryota, Dinophyceae, Suessiales, Symbiodiniaceae. The record is from the annotation of a GenBank genome assembly.